AUGGCAAUGGACAGUGUACCGUUCCAAGCAGCAGCAGGGAACACAGACGGUCACCGGGACGAAGCCGCAGCCAACCAGUACUUCUUACAGCUACUCCAGGAAAACCGGCAGGUGAACGUAUUCGUCAAUGAGCCCAGGGUGCAGGCCGCUCUCGCGCUUCGUGCAGAACGCAGGCAUCAGCUCGAACAGCAGUAUGACAACUUGAUUGUUGAUGUUGAGGAUCACAACGCGGAGCUUAUAACUGAGGCCAACCCACCGCAAGGUGGUGCCCCGCCGGUGAAUGUAGUUGGCCACAGUGAGAGCUCCGCCGAGGUGGUGCCCCAGCGCCGGGGAAAUUCCGGAGCGUCAACUGCUGAGCAGAGUGAGCAAGCCGAACAGGCGAACCCUAAGGAGGCUACUGAAAUUCUUGCAGAGGCUCUCAAGUCAGGUACCUGCAAGAGCGGCAAGAACUGUCCGUUUAUGCACGAAGACGCCAGUCCGUCAGUCCCGGCCAAGGGCGAAGGUGGCAAAGGCGGAAAGCCGAGAUCUGCGUCGUCGAAGCUCAGGCGCCCCAGUAAGAAGAGGGCUAAGAGUUCCGAGAAAACGGCUGCAUGCUGUCUCUCGUCCUCAGCCGCCCUCACGGGUGUGUCGUUGCACGAUACUGCAAGUCGCCAUGCGCUAGCCGCCCGCAAGGGCGAUGCCACGAAGCGUGAUCAUUGGGUUGUCGAUGAGCACAAGGGCACCUGCACUAGGAUUCACCAGAAGGCCUUUGUUGAGAAAACCUAUAACUUCAAGACUCGAGAUCACCCGGAACGCUACGAGAGGUGGAUCGGAACUACGACGUUCUACUUGAAACCCAAUGCCAUGAAGGUUCAGUUUCUGAGACCCGAAAUCAUUGAAAUCGCACCCGAAGGUGAGGGUUGGGAUUUCACUGUGGAAAAGAAGAUCUACGACAUGAGGCACAAAACCGCGGAAGAUUGUCCACAGCCCGACCGCGAUAACAGCAAGUAUGCCUUCGGUUCGCUGCUCGUCCUCCUUCUGGCUGCCUUUUGUGGGGCCUGCUUUGGACUUCUGCUGGGGAUCUUCCUUUUCCGUGGAAUUCUCCUCACCCCUGUGGCCCAGGCCGCUUUUGCUUCCGAGCCUCCGGCUCCUCCUGCUCCAGAGCUCGAGGACGAUCCUAGCAACGGCUGGGACCUUGCAGGUCUCCAGGCAGGCGCCGUGCUCCGUGCCGAGCAAGACUUCCCGAACGCCACCCCGCACUUGGCCGUACGUAGCAGGUGUUAUAUUGUUCUUUUGUGCCGCGGCGACCGCACGGUCCGCUACUUCACUUCUUUUGCCCUUUUCAAGCAGUACACCGAGCCUUUGGAAGGAAGUCGCAGGCGUGGAGUUCCCCGACCGCCAAACAUGGAACUAGUGAAGGAGUUUCUGGACUCUCCUGGCGACUCAGGUUGCCUGGUAAUGGACUGGCCCGAUGUACCUCCCCGGUCCUGUGUCAUCACCCCUUUGCUGCUUCGCGAAGGCGGCUUCCUAGCUGUGAUCCCUUCGGGUUUUCUAGAUGGAGGGCUCUUGAAAGCAGGCCUCGAUGGUCCCCCCGACUCUCUGAUCGGGCCCUGGUGCGAGGCAGUCGUGGCAACCGCCGAAGAGGAGGAGGAUGGACAGAUCAAUGCCAACGGGGAGACCGCCACUGUGCUCCUCAUCGACUUAGGUGCGGAGGUUAUGGGCUACCUGGGGCGUUACGAUCCAGUAACAUCCUUCUCGGAGGCCUCGCCUUUUGUGAGCGGAUCGCCUCAUCAAGACCAGGACGCUCUGCGGGUCGCCCUAGACUGGGUCCGGACCCUCACUGGCGAAAAGCUGGCCUUCUACUCUGCAGCAGAGGAGGCCGAUCCAGCAAAGAAGGAGCAGGGGGAGGAGCCACAAAAACGGAAGCCGGCCAAGGCGAAAAGGGCUACCAACGCCCAACUGAUGGAACAGCUGGAGUCGAUGAUGACCCUGCUUCCAAGCCUGGCCCAGCAAAUGCAGAGCCUCUCCGAGAGGCAACGUGCCCUCGAGCAGCGGCCUUCUGUCGCCGCCUCCUCAGCCAUGCCUCCUGCUGCAGGCGUUCCCUAUCACGCACCCGUCCUUGUGCCGCCUCCUCCCCGUCAGGAGCCGGCCCGCGAGGACGAGAUCGCCGUCGACGAUGCAACGGGAGAGAUAAAUUUUUAUGCAGGCCGGCAAAAUCCGAUAGCGGAGGCUAUGCUGCCCCUCGGCUCGCUGGUGUCGCACUUGAUUGCCCAGGCAGAUGGGAUCGAUCCGGGCCUGUCGGGCACCAUGACCUCCUCCCUCCGGGUGUCUCAGCAAGCGCUAAGGAGGCUCUCCCCUUCAGAGGCCCUGCCGACCAGCCGAGAGGAGCUGUCCUCCCGCCGCUCUGUCUUCACCACGUACGGCGAGCGAUUCGGAGGUUUUGGGUCCCAAAGGUCCUUGGGGACAGUCUUCUGGCUGCUUUCGAACAUAGCCGACUGCCUUAUUUCCGGGGAUGUGGCCGGAGCUGAGGAGCUCACGGCACUCAGCCUGAUAGCGACCGAGCAAAGUGCCCAGGACGGGGGAUCCUGGGAGGUGGCUUACCUUCUCAGCCUCCUGGAAAAUCCACCUCAUCCAGCACAAACCUCAGACUGGAGUGCGAAUCCGCGACUCAGAGCGUUCGGGGGCCUGACGCCUCCGAAUUGGGCGACCACGACCCUCUCUUACAUUCGGGAGAUAGACUUGAUCCAGACCCGGAGGAACGAGGCGACCCACGGCCGACCGAAAGCACCAAACCAGGACGCAGAUGCGGUGGCGACGGCCCUCUGCCUGCGUCUCCCGGCCGCGGCCUUCUUAGCUUCCGGGCCUACGGUCUCUCUCUGGCUGCCCGGAUCCUUCGCACCAGGGGCGCUUUUGGCAAAUUUCUUGGCACUGCGCUGCAUCUCCUUCGGGACUCCUCUCCUAGUCCCGUCCAGGCCCUUUUCCCUUUGCCGGUGCCUUUCCCGGGAUGCUUUGAACACGUCCCGCCCUCUAGGUCUUCCCGAGUUAGGCAGGAGGGUUGUACACGUCGCCGUGAUGGCUUGUAACUUCCUUUUCUUUGGCGGCCCCCCUUCUCCCUUGAGGGCAUUAAGCCACCGGCCGAACGCGGCACAGACCCGGGCCAUCUCUUAUGUUACCCGCCUGUGCCAGGCCUGCGGUGCCGUCGAGCCAUUUGCAGUGAGCUCGUCUGGGCGCCGAAACGCGCAACUUCUUGAGAGCGUUGGGGAGCUUUCUGAGCAGCUUACCGAGCUGGGGCCGGGAUCGGAUCCUUAUGGCCCCCUCUUCCACGGGACCGCGGCUGCUCCUCCGGCUCCUUCUGCGGGACCCACGGUUGCAACCUUGCGGAGAAAACUGCCAGUGCAGGCACUCCGCCUCAAGAUCACAGGCCGUGGCGCGUGGGAUCCUGUCCCCUACCUCGAGGGCCAUCCCGAUCUGCAGAUUGCCUGCUUGGAGCCCAAUGUGCUGUUGCAUGGUGCUGCUCCUCUUCCUGAUGCCGUGCCUGACCUCUUCCGUCUGUUGUACCUCAAGGAUGGCUACGGAGACCAGGUAGACCGACAGGUUGUCCCAUGCUUCGCGGCCAUCUUUCAAGGCGACCACUUAGGGGUUGAGAUAGCCACGGGUUCGCACAGGGCGCUUCUUCAGGAAUCGGGUUUGCUCUCGCCGACCACCGAGGUCCAAGCCGGGAAGCUUUUCCCCUCAAUUUCUUUAGUUGAGGGUUUGGUCAUCGACGACUACAAUGCUAUCAGCAUUGAGCCUGCGACCUCACCUCCUGAGGCCUCCCGUGCCCUCGCUGCACUCGAGACGGCCACCUCAGCCUACCAGAGGCACGGCCUGCUGGGGUCGGUCGAGAAGGACAUUCGACGCUCAGACUGUGCCAGGGUCGCAGGAGCUGAGGUCGAUGCCACUCCGGCCUCUCGUGCCCGAGGAACAGUGCUUGCGGGAGCCCCCAGAGGAAAGAGGCUAUCGCUAGCCUCGGUCUCCUUGACAAUUGCCUCUCCGCCGGCCACCGCCGACUGCCUUCACACUUGCUUGCUCGGGCGGUGGGUCUCGGAGAAGGCUUUUGGGCUGGUGCGAGCGGACCAGCUAGACCCGGCCGACCCAAAGGUCGUCAAGCUCCUCGGCCCCGUCGCUUCUGAGCUUGCGCUGUGUGCAGCUCUGGCCCCUCUCGCUACCGCCGAUCUUGCUGCCCGGUGGGAUCAGACGAUCUACGCCACGGACAGCAGCGAAACAAGGGCCGCUGUCACUGCCGCCAAGGGGAUGGUCUGUUGUACGAUUGCACCGGAGUUUUCUCCACACUUUGAUCUUUGCGAGCCUUUUCUGCUCAACUGGCUGCUUCACAUGCUUGAGGCAGGCCGCCUGGAUGCUUUGGCCAUCGGGCCUCCCGGGCCCUCUUUUUCCGCGGCGCGUGUGCCGCCUCUCCGCACCACCAGCAAACCUUUCGGUGACACUAGGUCUGCCCGGGCACUUCGAGACACCAAGCUUCUGCUCCGGGCCCUUUUAGUCUUCAGAGUCGCUCGUCGGGUCGGUUCUGCAUGUAUGAUCGUCUGUCCGGGCAACUCAACGGCACCUUACCUACCGGCUUGGCGUGCUGCUGCGUGUGGGGGAGGUGUCCUUCAGGUUAGGACACCCCGUGAGCCCAAGCGACGGCAAGGCUGGUCUCAUAAGGCGCGUGCGGGUCCUGGCCCUGCUUCUCUGCUGACUCUCUCCACCGGCCUUCCUGCACGGGCCCUGGAGACCGCCUCCCCUGGCUAUGAUGCCCAGCCCGGUGAGUGCGAUGAGCUACCAGCUCCCAGAGCUACAAAGUAUCGCGACGCGCUCGCCGAGGUUUUCUCUCGAGGCCUUCUUGCCCUUCGGGAGCGCCGGCUGCAUCACGAGCUUGAGGCUUUUGGGCUCGAGAGUCCGCUGGUCAAUGAUGUUGCUCAGUCGCUGUUCUGGCGCCCGUGUGCAGCGUGGAACUGGCCCUUGCUUCUCUUCCCCGACUGCGACGCUGGGCCGCCAACUGGGAACAAGGGCGACCAGGCCCGACUGGAAGUGAGGAGGGAGAGGCCGCUCCCCGAAGGCCGGCCGGUCGAGAAGAGCACAGACUUUGAGAGACGCUUUGUGGAAGAUUUUUAUGGGCUGGGAAUCCUUGCCCUGGCCUGGGGAGGCCUGGCGAGGUUUACUGCAGCGCGACACCAAGCCCUGCGGGUCGACCAGCCGCAGCUUAUGAGGACUAUUGAACUGGCUUUCAAGCAGAAGAGCCCUCACCAGAAGUUGUGGCCGAUGUCGCCGGGCACUUUUAGGCAACGCUUCUUUAAGCUGGGGCCCGCUUUUGGGCUGGAUACCAUCCCCCCUCACGUGGUGAAGCCGCUUGACUUGGGUUCGUUGCGUGCUGGCGGCGCGACGUGGCUGCUACAGACAACAGAGAACGGCGAGCUCGUCAGGAGGCGAGGCCGCUGGCUAAAUCAGAAAAUUAUGGAGAUCUACGUGCAGGAGGUGUCCUCUAUUCUGUUUUUGCCUCGGCUGCCGGACGAUAUCGCCCAGCGCAUUUUGGAGACGAUGCGCCUUUUUCCGGAUAUGCUCGCUACUGCGGAGGUUUUCCACAGCAGCGGCUAUCCAGCAACUACCUGGUUCACUUUGGUUUCCCGGUCCUGCCUACGGCUGAGCAUUGAAACUCAUGUACGGCUGAAGCAUGCCCUCCCGCCGCUCCCGCCGCCCGUAGGCAUGGCAUACUGCAGUUACUCCCCCAUCAAUUGCUGCAGCAGCGACGACCAGCGUUCAUUUCAAGGACAAGACCAAGAAGAUCUCAAGCAAUCCUGCAAGUUCGAUUACAUUCAACGGCGCCAUAUUUCAUGUGCCCAGCUGGUCAGUAGGUGCACUGCCAACUUCGAGGCAACGUCCCUGUCUUUGGUGACCGAGGGGUGCGCCAACAUCGGUUACCGCCGAGACGGGUUGUCGGUAGAUAGCUGCCCGCAACGGCACGCCGCGCCAGCAAGGGGAGAAUCAGAAGCGCCUGAUGGCUUAGUUGGCGCGGUUGAAGAACAAGGGCCUAUCGAAAAGAUGGCGAACUCGAUUCCGCCCAUUCCAGGGGUGGAGCCACGCCAACUGCUGAAGGCUGGUUGGACCGUCAUCGGCGGCAGUCCUGCUGCAAAGGUGGCACACUUCCCGAAGACUUUUCGCACAUCUGUUGAGGCGGCAGCCGACAGCGAUGUCGAGCCAUACUCGGUUGCGAAAACCAAGAAGGAUGAAAAGGACGAGGCAGAGUACCAGGAGGCCGUGAAAGCAGUCCCCGCAAUGCCCGUCCUGAACGGCUGCAGUGAAGAACGUGUGACCAAGACCAUGAAAGUGAUCCUCCAAAGUGCAGCCCUGAACUGCGACAUCAUGUCGCUGGGCGCGGAUCGCGAUGCCGAGAUGCUCGCCUACACGGGGGGCUCCACCCAGUGCGAAACGCGGUACACAAUGUGCUGGAGCAAGACAAUGGCUUGGAUCCAGUGGCAGAUAGCGGAACAUGUGAAGGAGCUACGCCAAAGCCACCCCGAGUGCAUCAUAAAUGUGAUCGCCUGGUGGGCUGGCAACGAGAUCUCCGGCCAAUGGGGAUGCAUUCCAACGCGAACUUCUCCCGGAUUGGCUAUCGUGACCCCGCUGCCACGACGGAUAUGGUUGCCAAAAAGGUGCGGAGGUCUGCCGAUGCUUUUUUAG
This is a messenger RNA of Symbiodinium sp. CCMP2592, 6693 nucleotides long. NCBI's taxonomy places the organism in Eukaryota, Dinophyceae, Suessiales, Symbiodiniaceae. The record is from the annotation of a GenBank genome assembly.